UCACAGGGCUACCCCGUGGCCUCUUUCCCCAGAGAGAGCCCCACAGUGCUGGUGCUGUGCGGCCCUGGGAACAACGGGGGCGACGGGCUGGUGUGUGCGCGACACCUCAAACUCCUCGGCUAUGAGCCCACCAUCGUGUACCCGAAACGGCCCAACAAGCCGUUUGAGAACCUGACCACCCAGUGUGAGAAAAUGGGCAUCCCCUUCCUGCCCGAGCUUCAAACAGAGCCUCAGCUUAUCGACCAGGCCUACAACCUGGUGAUCGAUGCCAUCUUCGGCUUCAGCUUCAAGGGGGCGGUGCGGGAGCCCUUCGGCACUAUCCUGAGCACCCUGAAGAGGGCGACGGUGCCCAUCGCCAGCAUCGACAUCCCCUCAGGCUGGGAUGUGGAAGCAGGGAGCCCCGACGGGCUGCAGCCAGACAUGCUCAUCUCUCUCACUGCACCCAAGAAAGCUGCUCUGCUCUUCCGAGGACGCUACCACUACCUAGGGGGACGCUUCGUCCCUGCUGCCCUGGAGCGCAAGUACCAGCUGAACCUGCCCCCCUACCCCGGAACGGAGUGCGUGCAGCGGCUGCUGUAGAGCAAGCACAGCCCCCGGGCUCGCACAGCUUCAUGACAAAGAGAACAGUGAGGUUUGCUGUAACUGACCCAUUGCGUGGGGAUGGGAAUACAAUAUUAAUUUAAUACAUUACCAAAGCCUUGAUGUGGAACGCUAGCACUAGGAAUUCUACAAACUUCAGCUGAAGUUAUGUUAAACAAGUUUGUAGUUGUUGCCUUUUAUAUAAAAACUUAAACUUAGCGGUACACUGAAGAAGGAACUAGCCGAAUUGUUUUGUAUCGUUGACUUAAUUUCUGAAAAGUUGAGAAUGAGCGUUUUGAUGUCACUGAAGAAAAGGCAAAGCGAUUCCAAAACAAAGACAUGAUCUCUUUAAACAAAGUCGAUAUAUAUAGAAAUCUGGAACUUUACAUCCAUUCCCAAAACUGUGGGUACGUUUCAAGUUAACAUAUCUUGGUAGUCUACUAUUAAAUGCAUUACUUGUGUAACUGAUUUAUUAAGUCUUGUAAGGACGCUGUAUUCUUUGGCUAGUUAUCGAAAGCAAAAAAUAACCAGUUUUCCAGAGAUUGAGGAGACAUUUUCAAUGUAUUUUAUGUUUUACAGCAGCCUGGUAGAAAACAGAUUUCAAUUCACAAGAAAAUGAACGAUGUUCUUGUUUAGCUCAGUAUUCUAUUGGCUGGGGUUUGCUUUGGUUUUUCAUUUUGGAUUAUAUACUAAACAAAUAAAUAAUGUACAUGCAAUAAUACAA
Messenger RNA from Acipenser ruthenus (sterlet), 1303 nucleotides. RefSeq names its product NAD(P)H-hydrate epimerase-like. Gene Ontology annotation, cellular component: mitochondrion. Gene Ontology annotation, molecular function: NAD(P)HX epimerase activity. NCBI's taxonomy places the organism in Eukaryota, Metazoa, Chordata, Actinopteri, Acipenseriformes, Acipenseridae. The record is from RefSeq and is a predicted model, not a curated record.